AUGGGCCACUGGUCUGAGUGGUCCCCUUGCUCCUCAACGUGCGAGAAGGGCUACUCAGUCCGAGAGCGUACCGUCGAGGUACCUCCCCAAAGAGGCGGAGAAGCUUGUCCUUCAGCUUUGAAGGAGAUCCAGAAUUGCAAUGCCGGCGUCAGUUGUUUUGAGGGCCGCGUUGACUGUGUAUGGGAAGCCUGGACUGAAUGGAGCGGGUGUGAUGCGUUCGACAAGAUGACGCGCACACGUGGUUAUGCUCGUCAUGCAAACGGAGGACUUGAAUGCUCUGGCAGCUUCCGUGCCAUCAAGGGUUGCAGCAGUCCUGGUUCGGGUUCGUGCCCAGUGGCAUGGUACAACUGCUCCUGGAGUGUUUGGUCUGACUGGACUUCGUGCUCAAAGACAUGCGGUCGAGGAGGAGCUCGAACUCGAAGUCGCGAUCUUCAGGUGAGCGAGAAUCCAGUCGAAGCUUCGAUGCAUGCCUCGGCGCAGGUAAGCAGAGAGGUUGUGGACAGGCCUGUGAUCGCGGACGAUGACGGGUCCAAUGUUGACUUCAAGUGUGCCGACAAUUUGUACUGGAAAGAUCAGUGGCCUGCUGAUGUGGGAGAGUACUGCUGCAAAAACCAGCAGGUGUGCGAGGACUAA
This is a messenger RNA of Effrenium voratum, 633 nucleotides long. NCBI's taxonomy places the organism in Eukaryota, Dinophyceae, Suessiales, Symbiodiniaceae. The record is from the annotation of a GenBank genome assembly.